AUUUCAACUUCUUCUUCAUCUAUAUUCUUGUACAAUUUAAUUUGGAAGCUAUAAAGUUUUAAUAUUUCAACUUCUUCUUCAUCUAUAUUCUUGUACAAUUUAAUUUGGAAGCUAUAUAGAGUUAUAUUGAUACACACACAAAUUAUAUAGAUAUGGUCAUGGACAAGGUGACUCAAUACAUACGUGUGUUCAACCACUUUGAUGAAAAUGGAGAUGGAAAAAUAUCAUCAUCGGAGCUGCGGCAAUGUGUUGAGGCAAUCGGGGCAAAGAUGUCAAACGAGGAGGCGGAAAUGGCGGUUGAGCUUCUCGACUCGGACGGGGAUGGGUUGAUUGGGUUGGAUGAUUUUGUGAAGUUUGUAGAGGGAGGGAAAGAGGAAGAGAAAGUAAAUGACCUAAGAGAGGCUUUUAAGAUGUAUGAAAUGGAAGGAUGUGGUUGCAUCACACCAAAGAGUCUAAAGAGAAUGCUUGGAAGAUUGGGUGAGUGUAGAAGUGUAGAUGAAUGUCAAGCUAUGAUUUCUCAAUUUGAUAUUGAUGGAGAUGGGGUCCUUAGUUUUGAUGAAUUUAGGACAAUGAUGCUUUAACAUAGAAAUACUUCAAAUUUCAAGUCCUUCCUUUACUAUAGUUUUGAAGAAACAAAAUUAGAGAUCAGAGAAGGAUUUCAUGUUUUUCCUCUCUAAAUUUUGUCAGUGAUUUACGGUUUUUUAGUUGGUUAUGUUUAUCCAUGUGUUAAGUGUAACAUGUAAUGUGAAAAGCUCCAGUCACAUGAGCAGGAGAUUGACCUCAUUAAACAUAGCCAAUUUUAGCUUAUAAAUUGAUUUUGACUUUUGAGGAA
Medicago truncatula (barrel medic) is the source of this 832-nucleotide messenger RNA. Its product is annotated as putative calcium-binding protein CML23. Lineage: Eukaryota; Viridiplantae; Streptophyta; Magnoliopsida; Fabales; Fabaceae. The record is from RefSeq and is a predicted model, not a curated record. Gene Ontology annotation, molecular function: calcium ion binding. The transcript has a single exon. The coding region runs from base 153 to 581 and encodes 142 amino acids.